UCUGCCCCUUGAACCGGCGUCUACCGUGGCCGGUUGGCUAACUUCUUCCCGCCGGUGGCGUCGGUGAGCUCCCCUGGGCCGGGCCAUGGAGGGGGGCGGCCCCACCAGUGCCGCCGCCGCCGCUGCCGCUGCCGCGCGCUACCAGCCGGUCUGCCCCGCGCGGGAGGCCUGUGUCUACAGCAGCUGCUAUUGUGAGGAAAAUAUUUGGAAGCUCUGUGAAUACAUCAAAACUCAUGAACGGUGUCCUUUACAAGAGUGCUAUGCUGUCUUCAUAUCAAAUGAGAGGAAGAUGAUUCCUAUCUGGAAACAGCAAGCGAGACCUGGGAAUGGACCUGUGAUCUGGGAUUACCAUGUUGUUUUGCUUCAUGAGUCAAGUGGAGGACAGAGCUUCAUUUAUGAUCUGGAUACCCUCUUGCCAUUUCCCUGCCCAUUUCACACUUACGUAGAGGAUGCUCUUAAGUCUGAUGAUGACAUUCACCCACAGUUUAGGAGGAAAUUUAGAGUGAUCUGUGCAGAUUCUUACUUGAAGAACUUUGCCUCUGACCGAUCUCACAUGAAAGACUCCAGCGGGAACUGGAGGGAGCCUCCUCCACUCUAUCCAUGCAUUGAAACAGAAGACUCCAAAAUGAACCUGGACGAUUUCAUCAGCAUGGAUCCUGAUGUGGGAUGGGGAGCUGUCUAUACACUAUCAGAAUUUGUACAUCGGUUUAGCAGUAAAAACUGCUAAGCUUGACAUCAGGACAUGGAACUGUGGAGAAAUUCUAGAACACGACGAGCCAUCCAUUCAUUUAGGACAGCACAAUUAUGGAACAGUUGGCUUGGAGUUAAGUUCUUCUCUCUUAAUUCAAUUGGGUAGAAACAUGAAUGGAUGUAAAUAUAAAUGAAGGAAAUGAAACCUUUCCUUUGGAACUGGAGAUCUACUACUGAGUUACCCCUAGCCAAAAAAGGCCUUAGGUUCAGUUCUUAUAAUUAUAAUGAUGCCUUUAGUAUUUAUUUUUGUGAUCCAGAUCAUAAAAACAAGUCUUUCCUUUUGAUGAUGUCAGGUUAUAGUAUGUAAUUGUUAAACAUUCCUGUAGCUCAUUUGUUAGAAUGUGAUGGUCUUAUUGAGGUAGAAGUAUGGAUGUGGAGCCUUUUGUCUUUUCUGGAUGCUUCCUGUGUUUCUUGCUACACUGUAAGCAACUCUUGGCAGGGCUAUGAAUGGUGGCUCUGUGAUUCUCUAAUGCCCACAAGAGAUGCCCCUAGGGCUGGGGAUAUGGCCUAGUGGC
Messenger RNA from Perognathus longimembris pacificus (Pacific pocket mouse), 1265 nucleotides. It is a transcript of the gene Ntaq1, whose product is annotated as N-terminal glutamine amidase 1. The coding region runs from base 86 to 727 and encodes 213 amino acids. Gene Ontology annotation, cellular component: cytosol; nucleus. Lineage: Eukaryota; Metazoa; Chordata; Mammalia; Rodentia; Heteromyidae. The transcript is spliced from 6 exons. The record is from RefSeq and is a predicted model, not a curated record. Gene Ontology annotation, molecular function: protein-N-terminal asparagine amidohydrolase activity; protein-N-terminal glutamine amidohydrolase activity.